Papaver somniferum (opium poppy) is the source of this 1213-nucleotide messenger RNA. Its product is annotated as ylmG homolog protein 1-2, chloroplastic-like. Bases 192 to 950 code for a protein of 252 amino acids. Gene Ontology annotation, biological process: chloroplast fission. NCBI's taxonomy places the organism in Eukaryota, Viridiplantae, Streptophyta, Magnoliopsida, Ranunculales, Papaveraceae. Gene Ontology annotation, cellular component: membrane. The record is from RefSeq and is a predicted model, not a curated record. The transcript has a single exon.
UCUCAAUGGUAACUAAUUAUUUGUGCUACUGCGGUGAAUUUUAGCCAUUUUGGCAUGAUAAUACGAGAAGAAUAAUAGAUGCCCCAUAUCGUAGAAGAUGUCCCAACAAAUAGCAUCCCCUUGAUAAUAGAGAUAAGGGAGUCUUUAUAAACACAACUCUUGAGUCAUCCGGAGGAAAAAGAAGUAAAAAAAUGGCUACUUCUGCAUCUUCUACGAUGGCUACUAAAACCCUAGUUCUUCGAAAUCCUAAUUUCAGACAAUCUUAUCCUACACGCUCCAAUCGUAUAAUCACUCACUCUCGGAUAAAUUAUCCAAGAAUUUCUCUCUACAACAACAGCAGCAGAUCCAAAUUCCCUUCCAAUCUUACUCACUCAAUCCCAAAAUUUAGGGUUUCUGCUUCAUCAUCAUCAACAGCUUCUCCUAUUCUCCCAACGUCAAGCCCUAAGACCAACUCUGUUCUGUCCGAUUCAACUCGCUCGAUAACAUCUAUCUUUGCUGUUGUUUUAUCGUUAUCGAAAUUGUUUGGAAAUGCAAUUCAAGGAGUUUUAAAGAAGGUUAGCUUAACCCCAACACCAGAAGAAUUGGGGAAACUACAGAAUUUGAAAGAAAGUUUGGUUUGUACAGUUGGACCUUUGUUUUUCGCCGCGGUUCGUGAAAGACCCAGAGGGUAUUUGAAUACACCUCUUACUGUUGUUGCCUCAGGUAUGUCUAAAUGGCUUGAUAUCUAUAGUGGGGUUUUAAUGGUUAGGGUUUUACUUAGUUGGUUUCCAAAUAUUCCUUGGGAUCGUCAACCACUUUCUGCAAUUAGGGAUUUAUGUGAUCCUUACUUGAAUUUGUUUCGAAAUAUUAUUCCUCCCAUUUUUGAUACCCUGGAUGUGAGUCCACUUUUAGCUUUUGCUGUUUUGGGUGUGUUGGGAUCAAUUCUUAAUAACAGCAGGGGAAUGUAUUGAAGAGUAUAAUAUAAUAUCUUGUUUGAUAAUAAUUCGGAGAUGGGUUUUCUUAUGGUUUAUGCAUGGGGGGACUGUAAAACUGGAGUAAGUUCUGCAGUUCAAGUUUUUUGUUUCGUUUGCUAUUCUUGCUGAAUGUAAUACUGGUUAUCAUAUCUGAAUGUAUGAAUACUGAGAUUUUGUGAAAAAUAAUGUCAAUUUUUAUAGUUGUGCAUUUGCUUUCUUGUUCUUUAUGGAGUCUUAUAUGAUGUUUAAUAAACAAAAAU